AUAGAAUAUCUGUAAAUUAUUAAUUAGUUAAGUAAUAUAGUUUGCAUAUAUAACAUCCAUAACAAUGGUAACUCAUAAGAAAGUAAUUAUUAUUGGAGGAGGAAUUUCGGGUGUAAAAGCAGCCCUUGAUUUAUAUAAUGGAGGAGUUGAAGAUACCCUAAUUCUCGAAGCUAGAUCUCGAUUAGGUGGAAGAUUGCUUUCAAUUGAUUCUACUAAUAAAACAAAUCAAGAAGAUAUUAAAUAUGAUUUGGGGGCUCUGUGGUUUCAUGAUUCUUUAAAUAAUCCAUUAUUUGAUAAAGCCAUUGAGAAGGGUAAUGUUAAGUAUUAUUUUGAUGAUGGAAGAAGUAUAUUCUUUUCAGCUCAUAAUAAUAAUAUUGAACAUUGGAAAUAUGAAGUAGUAAUGGAUGAAAUAUUGGCAUUUAUUACUUUAACAUACGAAAGAAAUCCUUAUAAACCAGAUGUUUCAUUAAAAGAAAUAUGCGAUGAAUAUAUUUCAAAACAUAAAUCUCAUUUAACUGAAGAUCAAAUUAAAUAUGGAUUAGGAGUUGUAAGAAUGUGGGCAGAAUUAUGGCAUGGAGAAUCUUGGGAUAAACUUUCAGCAAAAUAUUCUUUUGAUGGAUCAUCUCAUUUGGGUCGAAAUGUAUUUGUUAAGAAUGGGUAUAAAACUGUAUUUAACAAUGAAUUAAAUGAUUUACCUGAAUCAUAUAGAAUUAAUAAUAUAAAACUUAAUACUCAAGUUAAUUCUAUUAAUUAUACUAAUAAGAAACAAAUUAUUUUAAAAACAAAUGAUAAUACUAUAUAUACAUGUGAUUAUUUAAUUGUAACUAUUCCUCAAAGUCUUUUAAUAAUUAAUGAUCCAAAAGAUGAACAAUAUAUAAAUUGGCAACCAGUUUUACCUACUCAUAUUACUGAUAUAUUGCCAUCUAUACAUUAUGGAUCACUUGGAAAAAUAAUAUUUGAAUUUGAUACUAUCUUUUGGCCAGAUAAUGUUGAUAGAUUUUAUGCAAUAACUGAUAAUAUUCCUGAUAAUCAUGGAAGUAAUUAUAAAUCAUGGGAUUUCCCAACUAUAUUUAUUAAUUAUGCAGCUAUGGCUAAAACUGCAACUUUAGUAGCUCUUAUUCAAGCUCCAUUAUCAUCAUAUAUUGAAAAUUUAGAUUCAUCAAUUAAAAAUCAAAGAAUUUGGAAUCUUUUUCAACCUCUUAUACAAAGUAUUUCUAUAAUAAGUAAUAUACCUGCCCCCACUAAGAUUUAUCAUACACCAUGGAAUUCAGAAAAAUAUUCUCGAGGUGCAUAUGCAACUACAAAAGUUGGAACAAUUAAUCCUGAAAAAAUAAUUAAUGCAUUUACUCAAGGUAUUGAUAAUAGAAUUAAAUUUGCUGGUGCAGAAACGGUCGAUGGUAGCGCCAACGGAUGUGCUCAUGGAGGAUGGUUUAGUGGACAAAGAGAAGCGAAAUUUAUUCUUCAACAAAUUGCUCUUGAACAACUUCAGUCGAAGCUUUAAGAAAUUAAGUAGUAAUAGUAAUAUAUAUAGUAAAUAUAAUAGUAAU
Scheffersomyces amazonensis is the source of this 1547-nucleotide messenger RNA. RefSeq names its product polyamine oxidase. The transcript has a single exon. Gene Ontology annotation, molecular function: flavin adenine dinucleotide binding; oxidoreductase activity; transcription factor binding. Lineage: Eukaryota; Fungi; Ascomycota; Pichiomycetes; Serinales; Debaryomycetaceae. Gene Ontology annotation, biological process: positive regulation of transcription by RNA polymerase II; negative regulation of transcription by RNA polymerase II. The record is from RefSeq and is a predicted model, not a curated record. The coding region runs from base 65 to 1501 and encodes 478 amino acids.